AUGCCUUUCAAGCCCGUCGAACACCCGAAAUGUCCGAAAUGUGGAAAAUCCGUCUAUGCAGCUGAAGAGAUGUCCGCCGGUGGUUACAAAUGGCACAAGUUCUGCUUUAAAUGCACAAUGUGUAACAAAUUGUUGGAUUCGAUGACAUGCUGUGAACAUCAGGCGGAGUUGUUCUGCAAACAGUGCCAUUGUCGACGGUAUGGCCCAAAGGGUGUUGGCUUUGGGAUCGGAGCCGGUUCACUGACUAUGGACACCGGAGAGCAGUUCGGGAAUACCGAAGUUGACAUGACGUCAGUCAAUACCUAUAUGUGCAACAAAUUGCUCGACUCGUGUACUGUCGCUCCACAUGAGGCAGAGUUGUACUGUAAACAAUGUCACGGACGGAAGUAUGGACCAAAGGGUGUCGGUUUCGGAUUGGGAGCUGGCUGCCUAACUACCGAUUCUGGAGAGAAAUUCGGCGGAGUCAGAGAAACCAAUAGACCGAUGACUGCCGAGGCGUUCACUGCUCCAAUCAAUCCAUCACACAGCUAG
Molecule: messenger RNA, 531 nt
Organism: Haemonchus placei
Lineage: Eukaryota; Metazoa; Nematoda; Chromadorea; Rhabditida; Trichostrongylidae
Source: the annotation of a GenBank genome assembly